Nomia melanderi (Alkali bee) is the source of this 2649-nucleotide messenger RNA. Lineage: Eukaryota; Metazoa; Arthropoda; Insecta; Hymenoptera; Halictidae. The record is from RefSeq and is a predicted model, not a curated record.
AGGGGAAAUUACUGCCUAAACUCACGCCACCAACGCCCAAUGGAUGACGUUAGAGUAAAAGCACAAUAAAUGCUGGUGAUCGUGUUACGUUAGAGUUCAUCGAUAAAGUAGCCAUGAACGCAAUCGCGGGUGUCACAUUUUUGUUGUUAUUGUUUAUGGUAAUAGGGACCGAUGCGAUCCGCUGUUAUUUAUGCAGCAGCGACACUGAUCCCAAAGGCGAGGAUUUAUGCGGAGCAUAUAAAAAGUUUGACAAAGACAAGAAUAUCGCUGUGGAGUGCAACAGCGAGGAAUCUCCGAUGCCUGGUACAUUUUGCGUAAAAGAGACGCGUCAAAGUCCACGUGGCUUCAUCUGGAACGGUAGAUGGCGACAGGUGGUCCGCCGAUGCUCCUCGGUGGCUAGUACAGGAGUCACGGGUGUUUGUAAUUGGGGAGUUCAUCCUAAUGGUGUAUAUUGGGAAGAAUGCUCUUGUUCGGAAGAUUCUUGCAACGAAGCAACGACGUUGUCCUCGGUUUCAGCAGUAAUUUUGUUGCUGCUCAGCGUUUCAAUCUAUGUAUUUUCUUUUAAAGCCAUCAUGGGUCGAACGAUGAAUGUCGCGGAUGGAGUUGGAUAUUCGCGAUCCGAAGUAUUCGUGCUUAUGGCAAGGAUAUCUUUUGUUGCUGCCGUUGGAUUUUUUAGUAUGAAGUGGAUAAUGAAUCAACUUGAUCCCACAAACAAUGCAAAAAAGAAAGCCAGGAAAAAGGCACGUGAACAAUUACGGAAAUUGGCCAAAACGGACAAUCUGUUGCGGUCAGUAGACAUGGAUCAAUUAACAGAUUAUGAAAUGAUGAUAGCCAAUCACAUAGUGGAUCCUAAGGACAUUAGAGUUUCAUGGGACAACAUAGCAGGCCUUGAGCAUGUGAUUCAAGAACUUAAAGAAACAGUUAUAUUACCUAUACAACGAAAAGAAUUAUUUGAAGAUUCUCAAUUGACCCAAGCACCAAAAGGAGUGUUAUUACACGGUCCUCCUGGCUGUGGGAAAACAAUGAUAGCCAAAGCAACGGCUAAAGAAACAAAAACGCGUUUCAUUAAUUUAGAUGUAAGCAUAUUAACCGACAAAUGGUACGGCGAGAGCCAGAAAUUAACUGCAGCAGUUUUUUCUCUUGCCGUGAAACUUCAGCCAUGUAUCAUCUUUAUUGAUGAAAUAGAUUCUUUCUUAAGAGCACGUAAUUCCCAAGACCAUGAAGCAACUGCAAUGAUGAAGGCACAGUUCAUGUCCCUGUGGGAUGGAUUAAUUACAAACCCUUCUUGCACAGUAAUAAUAAUGGGUGCAACCAACAGGCCCCAAGAUUUGGAUAGAGCAAUUCUUAGGCGUAUGCCAGCUACUUUCCAUAUUCCUUUGCCAAAUGAGCAACAACGAAUGCAAGUAUUGAAAUUGAUAUUGGAGCAUGAACCAAUAGCUGACAAUGUGGAUAUUCAAAAAUUGGGGAAAAUGACAGAGGGGUUCUCUGGUUCUGAUUUGCAAGAACUUUGUAGGAACGCGUCCGUUUAUCGCGUUCGGGAUUAUCUACGUACUCAUACACAAGAAAUGGAUACUAGUACCGAAGAUGAAGAAUACCAUGACGCUGUUCGACCUAUUACUAUGGAAGAUCUCCUCACAUCGUAUAAGAAGAUGAAAACAUCUAAAAUACAUACGGGUACCCUGAGCGCAGUUAAACUAGAUUUAGAUUAAAAAGAGAAAAAUAUCGGUUACCUGUUCAUAUUGAAUUUUUAAAUCUUUUAGAGGGAGACUUAGGAAAAUAUAAUUUUGUAAUAAGCUUCACGUCCAGUCAUGUUUAUAAUUUUAUUUCCGUUAUAUCAAAAUGAAAACUAAUUAUUCUAGAACGACACUACAUUUACCAUCACUUAUAAAGUGUGUUCAAUAAAAUCGAAAAUUUUCGAAAUACAUUCAGACAUUUCGCCGCAUUAAGAAUAUAAUUGAAUUGUCAUACUAAUGAGAAUUGUAAGGAAUUUUAGGGUACUUUUAUUAAAUCUACCGUGAUAGAUUUCAUUAAAAGCGAAAGAAGCUUCCGAUAACUCUUUUUCGUGAUUACAAUUUACUGAAUUAUUUCUACUUGUAUUUUGGAUUCAAUUUUAGUACGCUGGAUACACGCAUUUUUUCUGAGGAUACCUUUGUACCAGUCGAGGUAUAUACGUGUGUAUAGUAUGUCCUUCGAAGUAACGCGAUUCAAGAGAUAAUCAGUAUACCUUGUUUAAGAUUUUGUAAAGUCUAUCAUACCAUUGUUACACCGAUGUGUAUAAACAUCCAUAUUUAUGUAUAUACAGACUAAGUCAUAACUGUAUCUCAUAAAUAAGGGAUAGUUCCACGUGUUGUUAAGACAGACCAGUUUAGUAUUUUCCUCGCAUCUUUGUAAUUAAUGCGUAAAACUUGAUGGUUAAUAGAAAAUUAUUUAUUUUUCAAACUUGAUAUAUAAUUUACUUAAACUUAGUAUAACCAAUACUAGUUAAAACUGUACAGAUUAAUUAAAAUUAAAUGUUUAAAUUAUUUGCACAGAAGUGGUAUCAUACCACCAGAUUAAAAUCGUUUUCAUUUGCGAAAUAAUUCAAUUGAACUAAUGCAAAUUAAUGUAACCCUUGAAUCUAAGAAAUCUACAAUUCCGAAUACCAUAAAA